CCAACGUGGAUUCCGAGCGAGUUGUGUGUUGCGUAUUUGUACAGUUUUUCCUGCAAUAUCACUUUUUGAAUACAUUGCUGCUGUCUUACACCCUUGGAAACUGUUUUGAUAACAGUCAGGCAGGUAGUUUGACGGUCAACUAUUUAAAAGGGUUAUCUAAUGGCAGCUUGAAUAACCUGCUUGUGUAACUUCUAAUUGAGUAAACGCAACGUUUCCUUCAACCUGCAUCAUUAGCCAAGACUCUUCUCUGUUGUCUACAAUGACAAGUGUAAAGGACGAAACUCGAAGUGCUUCCCCUCAGUGUCCCAAGCCUGAUGAAUCUGAGCAGCCGCUGGGAACAGCCAUGGAGGCCCCGGCCGCCGCCGAUUUUACUGUGAAAUCGGAAAACGUUUCCGAAGUGCUUAUCACCAAGGAGAUGGAAGAGGAAGAGAAACAGCUGAUGGAGGAAGGGGAGAGGAAAGAGAGAGAGAUGAUGACAAAGGCCCGGGAGUCGUGGGAGAGGGACUCGCAUGACCUGCGCUACAAACGACUGCAGCAUUUGCUUCAAAAGAGCAACAUCUAUUCUAAAUUUCUCCUAACCAAAAUGGAGCAGCAGCAGAAUGAGGAGAAACUCAAGAAGGAGAGGUUUGAGAAGAAGACCAAGAAGAUCCCAAAUACCAGCAGUGGUGAGUCUGAGAAAGAUAAAAAGAAGAGGAAGAGAGAUGAAGAUUACAAAAUAGCAGAUGUCAUGUCGGUGGAAGAAAUUAUAUCACAAGCCAAGAAGUCAAAAGUGGAGGAGGAGGAAGAGGAGGAGGCGAACAAGGUUCCAGCUCAGAAGAAACUGGAAGCCGAGGACAUUGAAAAGAUGAGCGACUCCAACCAAGACAUAAAGAACCGGUUGUCGGAGACGGUUCGAGACAAUGCCAAGUAUCUCCUGGAUCCUCACAGGAAGGUGGACGGGCAGCCGGUUCCUGUCCCGCAGCCCCAGCUCGUCACCGGAGGGGUCAUGAGGUGGUACCAGAUCGAAGGCAUCGAGUGGCUGAGGAUGUUGUGGGAGAACGGCAUCAACGGUAUCCUGGCUGACGAGAUGGGACUGGGAAAGACCAUCCAGUGCAUCGCUCACAUCGCCAUGAUGAUUGAGAAGAAAGUUCUGGGCCCCUUCUUGGUGGUGGCCCCUCUCUCCACUCUGCCCAACUGGAUCAGUGAAUUCAAGCGCUUCACACCAGAGGUGUCAGUGCUGCUUUACCACGGCCCCCAGGCGGAGAGGGCCAAGGUGAGGAAGCAGAUCCGCCGGCCUCAGGGGCCACUGGGCAUGUGUCCUGUCGUCGUCACAUCCUUUGAGAUCUCCAUGAUCGACAGGAGAUUUCUUCAGCACUUCCAGUGGAAGUAUCUGAUCGUGGACGAGGGUCACAGGAUCAAGAACCUGAACUGUCGACUGGUGCAGGAGCUGAAGAUGCUGCCCACUGACAACAAGCUGCUGCUGACGGGGACGCCCCUCCAGAACAACCUGGCCGAGCUCUGGUCGCUGCUCAACUUCCUCCUGCCAGAGGUGUUUGAUGACCUGAAGAGCUUUGAGUCGUGGUUUGACAUCAACACCCUUGGCGAGUCUGAGGAUGUGGUGGUUGCUGAGCGUGAGCAGAACGUCCUCGGGAUGCUGCACCAGAUUCUGACUCCAUUCCUGCUGAGGAGGCUAAAGUCAGAUGUGACGCUAGAGGUCCCUCCGAAGAAAGAAAUCGUGGUUUACGCACCCCUGACACCCAAGCAAGAGGCCUUUUACACUGCUGUGGUGAACAAGACCAUUGGCAAGAUGUUGGGCCAGGAAAAGGUGGAGGCGUCUGUCGAGUUGACACCCAGUGGGAGACCAAAGCGCCGCAGUCGGAAGGUGGUGGAUUACAAAGAUGAUGAGGCUGACACGCCGUUUGCCUUGGACAAAUAUCUAGAGAGGGUCCGCAAGGAGUCCGAGGAGAGCAGCUCCACCUCCGGGCUGGAGGUUCAGAGCCCACUUGAUGCUCAGAUCCACCUGAAGCUGCAGAACAUCCUCAUGUUGUUGAAGAGAUGCUGCAACCACCCGUACCUGGUGGAGUACCCCCUGGACCCGGCCACACAGCAGUUCAAGAUCGAUGAGCAGCUGGUGCAAAGCUCUGGGAAGUUUCUUAUCCUGGACAGACUGCUGCCUGCUCUGAAGAAAAGAGGACACAAGGUCCUGAUCUUCAGUCAGAUGACAUCCAUACUGGAUCUUCUGAUGGAUUACUGCUACCUGCGCGGCUUCCAGUACAGCCGGCUGGACGGCGGCAUGUCCUACGCUGACAGAGAUGAAAAUAUGACCAAAUUUUCCAAAGAUCCAGAAGUGUUCCUCUUCUUGCUGAGCACCAGAGCCGGAGGACUGGGAAUAAACUUGACAGCUGCAGAUACCGUCAUCAUCUUUGACAGCGACUGGAACCCCCAGGCAGACCUGCAGGCUCAGGACCGCUGUCACCGCAUCGGCCAGACCAGGCCGGUGGUGGUGUACCGCCUGGUCACGGCCAACACCAUCGACCAGAAGAUCCUGGAGAGAGCCACGGCCAAGAGGAAGCUGGAGCAGAUGGUCAUCCACAAGAAAAAGUUUAAAGGUGGGAAAGCAGAGUUGAACCAGAGCAGAAGCUGCAUCGAUCUGGACGAGCUCCGAGAGCUGCUGCAAGGGAAAGGACUUGAGAAGGAGCUGAAAACUUCCAAGGGGAAGGUGAUCAGCGACAAGGAUCUGGAGACUUUACUGGAUCGCAGUGACUUACUGGACGAAGGCAAAGGGAGCGUGAGAGAGAAGGUUGGAGUCUUCAGGAUGAUCAAUGCCAGCGAGUCGUCGGAGAUCACGCUGACCUGAGAGCACUUGAACUUGACGGGAAUCUGAAACUGCUGUUCUGAAAAUAUGAUUUUUCUCUUUUUUUGAAGUUUUUUUUUAAUACACUUUUUCGAGAUUUAAAUAAAGAAAAGGAUAAUAAAACAAAAAAAUCUUAGAGGACCCAAGAGCAUUCCAUCAUGUUAGAAUUAUUGUUCAUGUAAACCAUUCAUACUGUUAGUUUCCUGCCUUUUGACGAGACAGCACUGUUGAAUAAGGAGCUUUCACCUCUGUCCCGUUUGGAGCAGUUGUUCCAGAACAGGGAGUGUUUCCCCCUAAAGAUCUGAACGUUUGGUACAUGUGAACACAGCAAUCGCGCUUGGAAACGGCACAAAACAAGCGAGCCGAGAUCUCGUAGCAGAGGUGGUCUAAGCCCGAUUCCAUUCCAGACCUGAAACAGUUAAUUUUUUUUAUUUGUAGUGAGAACAGAAUCCACACAGCAACCGACACAACUCCAUUCAUGUGUACAGUGGGGAGAACAAGUAUUUGAUACACUGCCGAUUUUGCAGGUUUUCCCACUUGCAAAGCAUGUAGAAGUUCGUAAUUUUUAUCAUAGGUACUCUUCAACUGUGAGUGACAGAAUCUAAAAAAAAAAAUCCAGAAAAUCACAUUGUAU
This is a messenger RNA of Cololabis saira (Pacific saury), 3467 nucleotides long. RefSeq names its product helicase, lymphoid specific (gene hells). The coding region runs from base 260 to 2836 and encodes 858 amino acids. Gene Ontology annotation, cellular component: pericentric heterochromatin; nucleus. Gene Ontology annotation, biological process: lymphocyte proliferation; DNA methylation-dependent constitutive heterochromatin formation; pericentric heterochromatin formation. The transcript has 23 exons. Lineage: Eukaryota; Metazoa; Chordata; Actinopteri; Beloniformes; Belonidae. Gene Ontology annotation, molecular function: ATP-dependent chromatin remodeler activity; chromatin binding; ATP binding. The record is from RefSeq and is a predicted model, not a curated record.